GAGUUGUACUGCGCAUGAACGGAAGUAGAUGACGGGCGAAAGGGGAAAAGCGGAAGAGGGAGUCUGGAAAUCACAAACAUGAACAAGCUGAAAUCCUCGCAGAAGGAUAAAGUUCGCCAGUUCAUGAUUUUCACACAGUCGAACGAGAAAACAGCGCUGACUUGCUUGGCUCAGAAUGACUGGAAACUAGAGGUGGCCACAGACAACUUCUUCCAGAAUCCUGAACUUUACAUACACAAUCUGAAAGGACUGUUCGACAGGAAAAAGCUAGAGCAGCUCUACAAUCGGUACAGAGAUCCCCAUGAUGACAAUAAGAUCGGUAUAGACGGCAUUCAGCAGUUCUGUGAUGAUCUCGGUCUCGACCCAGCCAGUAUAAGCGUGCUCCUUAUAGCGUGGAAGUUUCGUGCCGCGACACAGUGCGAGUUCUCCAAGCAAGAAUUCAUGGACGGGAUGACCGAACAAGGAUGUGACAGCAUAGAGAAGCUUAAAGCACAAUUGCCCAAAAUGGAGCAGGAGUUAAAAGACCAAGGCAAAUUUAAAGACUUCUAUCAGUUUACUUUCAACUUUGCGAAGAAUCCCGGACAGAAAGGCUUGGAUUUAGAAAUGGCGAUUGCCUAUUGGAAUUUAGUAUUGGCAGGACGUUUCAAAUUCCUCGAACUGUGGAACAAAUUUUUAGUGGAGCACCAUAAAAGAUCCAUUCCCAAAGACACCUGGAACCUCUUGUUAGACUUCAGCACCAUGAUAACUGACGACAUGUCCAACUACGAUGAGGAAGGUAGUACACUGCGAGACUUUAAGCCACUGCAGGAGCGUGGCCAGUCCUCAUCGACGAUUUCGUCGAGUUCGCUCGGCCGUACAUCGGGACCAAAAGCACGGCCGUCUAGGGGACUUGAACACCUCCACCUUUAGGAGGACCGAACUGAGAUCUACAUUGCCUUUUCCGACCCUCAGGAUCAAGACGCUCGUGUACAGCAAAGACAUUUCAGAGAUGCGUCUCCUCUUCGUCAUCUAGCGGUGGUUUGGGCUUUGGUUGUUUGUUCCCCCCCAGUUUUUCAGUUUGGAUAUGUGUGCCACGUCUGUGUCGACUCAAUCUGGAUCAAGCUCUGGGACCUCAACAUGCUUUCUUUUUUUUUUUUUUUUUUUUUUUCUCCCCACCUUCACCUGGCAGGAGCAAAAUCACAACAGACACGCCAUCUUCAUCCUUAACCAGGGCAUGGUUGGAGAAUCUUUAAAACUUCGUCACUUAAAUCUUAAUUUUCCACUCCACAUUUGUUCCUACUUUGAAAUAUUUUUUAUUAGUAGUUUUUUUUUAUUUUUUAUAAAACAUUGGAAAUGCAGAGCUUUGAUUGUAUCCUUUUUUUAGGGGACAAACACAAGGAUCAGACAACCCUGUUUUGUUAGUUUUUAUUGUGAAGUUAUUGUAUAUUUUCUGUUGCUGUUUAAAGAAAAGAAAACGAUUUCACCUUGCUUGUUUGGUUUUGAUUAAACGUAAUAAGUAUACUCGGUAUGUUCGGCCAUCCUAAAAUAUUGGAGUGACCGUUUUACAUCACUUUGACUAAUUAAACAGUAAUUUAUUGUAGGACACGUUGUUUUUUUUAUUUUAUUUUAUUUAUUUAUUUAUUAUCAUUAUUCAUGUAAUUUAUUAUUAUUAUAAUUAUCAGUAUGUUCGUGAAGGUUUGUUGACAUUUUAUAAGUUCAUUCAGGGGAAGAAAUCAAACAGAGGAGGGCAGUGUUCAGUUUAAAGCUGCCACCCCCCCCCCCUUUUUCAUCAGUUUCAUGAUAUCUUAUUAUAUAACACAUUGAUUUCUAGAGUAACUUAAUCAAUAUUAGCAUUUGAAAAGUCUCUUGAAAGCAAGUCUCUUGCCUCUUGACUAUGCCUUAGAUCAGUGUUUCCCAAAGUGGCAUCAGAAAUCCGUCCAUCCAUCCAUCUUCUAUACCACUUUAUCCUUUUCAGGGUCACGGAGAAACCUGGAGCCUAUCCCAGGGAGCAUCGGGCACAAGGCGGGGAACACCCUGGCCCGGGUGCCAAUCCAUCGCAGGGCACGAUCACAUACACAUUCACACACCCAUUCAUACACUACGGACACUUUGGACAUGCCAAUCAGCCUACCAUGCAUGUCUUUGGACUGGGGAGGAAACUGGAAUACCCAGAGGAAACCCCCGCAGCCCCCCGACCCUGGAGGUGUGAGGCAAACAUGCUAACCACUAAGCCACCGUGCGCCCAGGCAUCAGGAAUGCUUAGACUUAUUAUUAUUCAGUUUUUGUAGAAAUUACAUGGUUUGAUUAAGCUUAUAAAUAAUGCCACUUGGACCAAAUGUGUGAGGUCAGUGGAACAAAGUUCAGGACCAAAGCUCUACAGUCCAAUUUAUUUUACCAAAAAGCCUAAUGUUUUUACAGUUAUUAUACACUAUAUGUAUUAUACAAAGGAUUAUGGACACCUGAUCAUAACACCCCAUGUCCUUGUUGAACAUCCCAUUCCAGAUUUCUUCCCCUCUCUUGUUACAAUAACCACCAAUUUUCUGUGAAGACUUUCCACUAGAUUUUGGAGCAUUUGUGUUCAUUCAGCCACAAGAGCAUUAGUGAGGUCUAGGUCAGGUGCUGAUGUUGAGCGAGGAGGCUCCAGUUCCAAUUCAUUCAACACAAAGGUGUUCGUUCAUUGGGAUUGAGGUCUGGGAUCUGUGCAGGACACUCGAGUUCUUCCACGCCAACCUUCUCAAACCUGGAACAGGUUUGGGCCUCUUAGUUCCAGAGAAGGGAAACUGUAAAAUGCUACAGCAUGCAAAAACAUCCUAGAUCAUUGUGGGGUCCAUGAAGUGUAGCUAGGUGGUCUGUUAUGUAAAAAAAAAAAAAAAAAAUUCUUACAGUGGUGGAAAUCACAUCCCAUAUUAUCAAAGUUAUUAUGUUUUUGGGGUCCAAGCACCAAAGUCACCUUAUUACAAAUGUGGAAAACUCGGGAACAGACAGCGCUAAUAGUAUUUGAAAAUGUUUAUGUAAUAAAUCCAUACUGAGGGAGUCUAUGGAAUUUGUUUUACAGUUAAAUGGGUCCUUGGCAACAAAAAAAAUUGAGAAUCACCUGUCCUAGACAACUUUGUCGCAACACAUAUUGUUGUGAUGGUCAGGUGUCCACAGAUGUACAGUGUAUUUAUAAUACCUGUACUGUACUGUAGUGUAAAGGUUAAAGACGUUGCCUAGCUUGGGAUCUUGUAGUGAUUGUGGGAUUUGUAGUCUUUUAUUAGACCGUGCUUUGACUACAAUUAGGAAAUAAAUACAUGUAUAAGCUAAAUAAAAAAAAAAUUGUUCAUAGAAAAAAAAAGUAUACAGGUGAGAAAGUAUGGAGUCAAUGCAACGUCCGGAAUGUGACUUCAAACCAUGAAACACUAGAAAUUCUUCAAAAAUGAACUUUAUGACUGAAAUUUACUAACAGACG
Ictalurus furcatus (blue catfish) is the source of this 3427-nucleotide messenger RNA. RefSeq names its product DCN1, defective in cullin neddylation 1, domain containing 1 (S. cerevisiae) (gene dcun1d1). The coding region runs from base 79 to 909 and encodes 276 amino acids. Gene Ontology annotation, biological process: protein neddylation; positive regulation of ubiquitin-protein transferase activity. Gene Ontology annotation, molecular function: ubiquitin conjugating enzyme binding; ubiquitin-like protein binding; cullin family protein binding. Lineage: Eukaryota; Metazoa; Chordata; Actinopteri; Siluriformes; Ictaluridae. The record is from RefSeq and is a predicted model, not a curated record. Gene Ontology annotation, cellular component: ubiquitin ligase complex. The transcript is spliced from 8 exons.